AUGGCGGCCUCGUCGUCAAGUCGGCUCGGCCUCACCGGUGCGCUGAUAGAAAACGGCCCAUUAUUGCUGUUCCCUCAGCCUCACUAUUGCGAGAACUCGUCUUGA
Molecule: messenger RNA, 105 nt
Organism: Parastagonospora nodorum SN15
Lineage: Eukaryota; Fungi; Ascomycota; Dothideomycetes; Pleosporales; Phaeosphaeriaceae
Exons: 2
Coding region: 1-105 (34 amino acids)
Source: RefSeq, a predicted model, not a curated record